This is a messenger RNA of Drosophila eugracilis, 10400 nucleotides long. RefSeq names its product inositol 1,4,5-trisphosphate receptor (gene Itpr). The record is from RefSeq and is a predicted model, not a curated record. Gene Ontology annotation, biological process: calcium ion transmembrane transport. Bases 1076 to 9589 code for a protein of 2837 amino acids. The transcript is spliced from 20 exons. Gene Ontology annotation, cellular component: endoplasmic reticulum; membrane. NCBI's taxonomy places the organism in Eukaryota, Metazoa, Arthropoda, Insecta, Diptera, Drosophilidae. Gene Ontology annotation, molecular function: inositol 1,4,5 trisphosphate binding; inositol 1,4,5-trisphosphate-gated calcium channel activity.
UAUAUGUCUACAUACUGCACAUUUUUAUUUAGUAUGUUUUUACGGUCACAUUAAUCGAUCAUAUGGCGCAAUUGCUUUCUAACACUUGUUGCCCGGCCGCGAUUACAGUCGGACGUGUUUUCGCUGCCGUUUUUCCGCGUCGGUCCGUCUUAUCUGCGCUGCGCUGGCACUUCGUUGGAGAGAGGGAGACGGAGGAGCGGUACACGACUUCGUGCAUGACGCGGCGCCCUGGAAAAUUGCAUUUUCAUACGGUUCGAGCUAAUUUAUCGCCGAAAUGAUGGUCAAUUUAUUGGCCUGAGUGCGGAGGGCGAGUGGGCGUGUGUAAAUGAAAAAGUGGCUGGAAAAGUGCGAAGAAAUCGACAAUCGUGUUGCGCGUUUUGUUUGCCUUACGUUGCUGCUGCGCUGCGACUGCGCUGCCGAGGGUGGUUAACGGGAUCGCGGGGGCGGGAAAGCCAAUUGUUGACGUUGUUUCGCAUCUUGCCUCUCUUUCUCUUAACCGGAAUUGUUUGUCGCGUGUUUUUUACGGCUGAGUCUUAUUGACAAGCCAGCCUCUGCCGGCUGAGGUGCCUUUGCCGCCGUCGCUGCCCCGGCAUUGCUAUUGUUAUUGUUAUUGUGUGCGGUUUGUGCCUCCUUCGUCGUUUUCCCUUCCUUCCACUUAUUGUUAUUCUCUUUUCUGCGGCUAAGUGCGCGCACUCAAGGUGAAAAUAUAUUAAGUUCUUUCGAGUGUUUGCAUUUGAAUAAAAUAAAUAUAAAGUCAAAUUCGAUUUACUAUCGCCGUCCAUCGGCGGAUGAUUCAAUCGCGAGUAGUGCUACCUUUUCGGAUACCCAUUACCAGCGGCGCUCAGCGGACAUAACGAGGACGACAAAUCAUUGCAAUUAACUCGCGUAACCGACUGCGCCUCCCGAACAAUAGCUCCCAGCUCAGAAACAGAAACAGCAACGGGAGCAGCCACGUGGGGAGCAUCGGGCGGAGGCCCAUUGUUGCGCCACCCGGCGGCAGCCACUCUACACACUCGACACCCCCAACCCAGAUCCAAUCCUCACCUCGAGCUCUAACCCACAGAAGGCUUCAGACAUGGGCGACAAUAUAAUUGGCUCGGCGAGCUUCCUGCACUUGGGGGACAUUGUGUCCCUGUAUGCGGAGGGCAGCGUUUGCGGCUUCUUAAGCACACUCGGCCUGGUGGAUGAUCGCACUGUGGUGUGUCCCGAAGCCGGAGACCUGAGCUGUCCGCCCAAGAAGUUCAGGGAUUGUCUCAUCAAAAUAUGUCCCAUGAACCGAUACUCCGCCCAGAAGCAAUUUUGGAAAGCAGCUAAGCAAUCGGCCAGCUCCAAUACGGAUCCCAAUCUCCUCAAGCGUUUGCAUCAUGCUGCAGAGAUCGAAAAGAAGCAGAAUGAGACUGAGAACAAAAAGCUUCUGGGAACCUCAAUCCAAUAUGGACGGGCUGUGGUACAGCUACUGCAUUUGAAGUCCAACAAGUAUCUGACGGUCAACAAGCGUCUACCGUCGCUGCUGGAGAAGAAUGCCAUGAGGGUCUACCUAGACGCCAAUGGCAACGAAGGCUCCUGGUUCUACAUCAAGCCCUUCUACAAGCUCCGCUCCAUCGGAGACUACGUCGUGGUGGGCGACAAGGUGAUCCUCAGUCCGGUUAACGCCGACCAACAGAACCUUCAUGUGGCCGCCAACUAUGAACUGCCAGACAACCCCGGCUGCAAGGAGGUCAAUGUCCUUAACUCGUCCACCUCGUGGAAGAUCUCGCUGUUCAUGGAGCACAAGGAGAACCAGGAGCACAUCCUCAAGGGUGGCGAUGUGGUGCGUCUGUUUCACGCCGAGCAGGAGAAGUUCCUCACCAUGGACGAGUAUAAGAAGCAGUACCAUGUCUUCUUGCGCACCACUGGACGAACCAGCGCCACCGCUGCCACCAGCAGCAAGGCACUCUGGGAGAUCGAAGUGGUUCAGCACGACUCCUGCCGUGGCGGUGCCGGAGACUGGAACUCUCUCUACCGGUUUAAGCAUCUGGCUACUGGACACUACCUUGCAGCCGAAGCGGAAGUCGAUGUGUCUACUAGCGGAAUAGCCGCCACCUCCGCAUCAGGACAUGAACUGCAUUUGGGAGACUGCAGCAAGGACUCAGGUCUCAGCUGCUCCACCAUGAACUCCACAAUAAAUGACAAACCCAAGGGCAAGCAGUACCGUCUAGUUUCCGUUCCAUACUCUGCGGACAUAGCGUCGGUCUUUGUCCUGGAUGCUACCACGAUGGCUCGGCCGGAUAGCCUGGUGCCGCAGUCGAGUUACGUGCGCCUGCAGCACAUUUGCUCCAAUACAUGGGUCCACGCCACCUCAAUACCCAUCGAUGCCGACGAUGACAAGCCGGUGAUGUCUAUGGUUUGCUGCUCGCCCAUCAAAGAGGACAAGGAGGCAUUUGCGUUGAUUCCUGUCUCUCCGGUGGAGGUGCGAGACCUUGACUUUGCCAACGAUGCCUGCAAAGUUCUGGCCACGGUGACCAGCAAGCUGGACAACGGCAGCAUCUCUAUCAACGAGCGGCGAGCUCUGAUAUCGCUGCUGCAAGAUAUAGUUUACUUCAUCGCCGGAAUGGAGAAUGAGCAGAACAAAACAAAAGCACUGGAGUUCACUAUAAAGAAUCCCAUACGAGAUCGACAGAAGUUGCUCCGCGAACAGUAUAUCCUUAAGCAGCUGUUCAAGAUCCUCCAGGGACCUUUCCAGGAGCACACGGCCGGCGAUGGUCCUUUUCUGCGGUUGGACGAGCUUAGUGACCCAAAGAACAGUCCGUACAAGAACAUCUUCAGACUGUGCUAUCGAAUCCUUAGGCUGUCGCAGCAGGAUUAUCGAAAGAAUCAGGAGUACAUUGCCAAGCACUUUGGCCUAAUGCAGAAGCAGAUUGGAUACGAUAUCCUGGCAGAGGACACCAUUACGGCCCUGCUGCACAACAACCGGAAGCUGCUGGAGAAACACAUCACCGCCGCAGAGAUCGAGACGUUCGUCGGCUUGGUGCGGAAGAACAUGCACAACUGGGACUCUCGGUUUCUAGACUACCUCUCCGACUUGUGCGUCUCCAACCGCAAAGCCAUCGCUGUCACUCAGGAGCUGAUCUGCAAGAGCGUGCUAAGCGACAAGAACAAGGACAUACUGAUCGAGACGCAGGUGAGGGCUUUGCAGAGUGGAUCUAGCUCAGCGCGCUGCUACAAAGGCACCUCCGAGGACGUGUGUCUGGCCACUUUGGCCGAGGUAGCCGGCGACGAUGAAGAUCGAUCCGAUGUGCAGUCCACGUCCACCACAACCACCUGGGACAGUGCCAGCUUGAAUGAAGAUGAUAGCAGCCUCUCGACGGUGGACAAAUACGAAAUCCAUCUGAAAUGGACAGGUCAACCGACUUCCCGUUCCAUGGCUGAUUUGGCCAACUGCGAUGCCGGCGAGCUGGAGGCUGCCAUCCUGAACUACUAUCGCCACCAGUUGAAUCUGUUUUCCAACAUGUGCCUCAACCGACAGUACCUGGCCUUGAAUGAGCUUUCGCCUCGCCUGGAUAUUGAUUUGAUUCUGAAAUGCAUGUCGGAUGAGACGAUGCCCUACGAGCUGAGAGCUUCAUUCUGUAGGCUGAUGCUGCAUCUCCACGUGGAUCGCGAUCCCCAGGAGCCAGUCACUCCCGUAAAGUACGCCCGUCUCUGGAGUGAGAUUCCCUCGAAAAUGUCGAUCAUGGACUAUGAUGGCAAGAACCAGCAGCCGGACCAAAACAAGCAAGCCUGUCGGGCCAAGUUCAACACAACCAUCGCCUUUGUGGAGAACUAUCUGUGCAAUGUGGCCACCAAGGUGUGGCUCUUCACAGAUCAGGAACAAAACAAACUCACCUUUGAGGUUGUUAAACUGGCUAGGGAUCUAAUAUACUUCGGAUUCUACAGCUUCAGUGAUCUUUUAAGACUCACCAAGACGCUGCUGUCCAUACUGGACUGCGUAUCCGACACCUCAUCAGGAGCCUUUGCCAGCACGGAUAUUGACUCUGUCGAAGAGGAGACCAGCACAGAGGCCGAAGGCGGGGUUCUGCGCUCAAUCGGUGAUAUUAACACGGUGAUGACAUCGUUGGCCCUGGGAUCGGUGGGCCAGGCCAUAGCUGCUCCCAAUAUCUCCCUACAGCAGCGAAAGUCCGUCUCCCAGCUGAUGAAGGAGUAUCCGUUGGUGAUGGACACCAAACUGAAGAUAAUUGAGAUCCUCCAGUUCAUUUUGGACGUACGUCUGGACUAUCGGAUCAGUUGCCUGCUCUCCAUAUUCAAGCGGGAGUUUGACGAGUCCGAGGUGGCUGCAUCGGCUGCCAGCAGUGAAGCGGGUCAGCCGCCAUCUCAGCCGCAGUCACCGCAGACGCCGGGUAGCACCAACGAGACCGAUCCUCUGGAGAAUUCUGAGUCUGUAGCAGCUGCUGCCGCAGCAGCAGCCGCCGCCACCGCUGCCCGUCAGAAGAACAUUGAUUUGGAAUCCAUCGGCGUGCAGGCAGAGGGCAUCUUCGACUGUGAACGCAGCGAUGCAGCUAACCUGGACUUGGAUGGCCAGGGCGGACGCACUUUUCUGCGUGUUCUUCUCCACUUAAUAAUGCAUGACUACGCCCCACUAGUCUCUGGCGCCCUGCACCUACUCUUCCGGCACUUUAGCCAGCGCCAGGAAGUGCUCCAGGCUUUCAGACAGGUGCAACUUCUGGUGUCGGACAGCGACGUGGAGUCGUAUAAGCAGAUCAAAUCCGAUCUUGACAUCCUGCGACAGAGCGUAGAGAAAUCAGAGUUGUGGGUCUACAAGGCCAAGGCCACAGAUGAACUGGGCGCCACCGAUGCCGGAGGUGAUGCUGUCAACGUUGAGUACAAUGCUGCCUUGUCCCAGGAGCAGCGAAACGAGUACCGCAAGGUCAAGGAGAUUCUCAUCCGCAUGAACAAGUUCUGCGUCACUGCCUCUGGUCCGGGUUCGGUGGUCAAGCCGCGAAAGCACGAGCAGCGCUUGCUUCGCAACGUUGGUGUCCACACCGUCGUCCUUGAUCUUCUCCAGAAUCCCUACGACGAAAAGGACGAUGAGCUGAUGAAGGAGCUUAUGUGCUUGGCCCACGAGUUUCUUCAGAACUUCUGUCUCGGCAAUCAGCAGAACCAGGUCCUGCUGCACAACCACCUCGAUCUAUUUCUAAAUCCAGGAAUACUGGAGGCGAAGACCGUGUGUGCAAUCUUCAAGGACAACCUGGCGCUUUGCAAUGAGGUGACGGACAAGGUGGUGCAACACUUCGUGCAUUGCAUUGAGAUCCAUGGCCGUCACGUAGCCUACCUGCAGUUUCUGCAGACAAUAGUGCGAGCGGAGAACCAGUUCAUCCGCCGCUGCCAGGACAUGGUCAUGCAGGAGCUCAUCAACUCUGGGGAAGAUGUGCUGGUCUUCUACAACGACAAAGGCUCCUUUAACCACUUCGUGCAGAUGAUGCAACAGCAGAUGCUGCGCAUGGAGAAGCUAAGCGACGACAGCCCCCUGAAGUACCAUGUAGAGCUGGUGAAACUCCUCGCCUGCUGUACCAUGGGCAAGAACGUUUACACGGAGAUUAAGUGCAAUAACCUGCUCUCGCUGGACGAUAUAGUUACCAUCAUCUGCCAUCCGCUCUGCAUGCCAGAAGUGAAGGAGGCUUACGUAGACUUCCUUAAUCACUGCUACAUUGACACGGAGGUGGAAAUGAAGGAGAUCUACGCCUCCGGACACAUGUGGAACCUGUUCGAGAAGAGCUUUCUGGUGGACAUCAAUCAGCUUAUCUCAAAUCCUGCCGCUGCCAGCAACAAAACCCUGCAGGCCUACGUCCUGAAUGGAGUAACAAACCUUCUGAGUAGCUUCUUUGCCAGUCCGUUCUCAGAUCAGAGUGCCAUCGUGCAGUCCCGCCAGCUGAUCUUCGUUCAGCUGCUUCAGGCUGCCCACAGGCUGACCCAGUGCCGGUGGCUAUCGCUGGGGGAUCGCUUCAAUGUGGAGAAUUGCAUCCGUACACUGACUGAGUCGGCCAAGAUGCGAAGCAUCUCACUGCCCCCCGAGCUGGAACAGCAGGUGGCCACCAUGUCCAGCAAGACAGCAAUGCUAACGCGUCAGACCACGAAGUGGCUGCUGGCCUCUAAGCAGCCCAAGUACGAGGCCCAACAAUCGGCCAGUCUAAUGCGCUGGGAUCGCUCAAUCAUUGAGGGCUUACAGGAUAUCGUAUCUCUCUUGGAGGAUCAACUAAAGCCUGUGGUGGAAGCGGAACUAUCACUUCUUGUGGAUAUUCUGUACCGGUCGGAGUUACUCUUCCCCGCCGGAACUGAGGCCCGAAAGCGCUGCGAAAGUGGUGGUUUCAUCCGAAAGCUGAUCAAGCACACCGAAAAGCUACUGGAGGAAAAGGAGGAACGCAUGUGCGUUAAGGUCCUGCGUACACUGCGUGAAAUGAUGGCCAUCGAUGUGAACUACGGUGAGAAGGGCGAUGCACUGCGCCAGACGCUUCUGCUGCGCUAUUUCCAGAGCAAGAGCACGAGGUUGCCAGAAGAGGAAAUGCCGCUGUUGACCAAUCCCUUGGUGGAUCCCGCCAAGCAACACCAUCUAGUGACUCACGGACCAGGGGCUAAGUACUUACAGCGAGCGGGCAAAACCCUACACGAGAUGCAGAACCAUUUGGACCGUGAGGGAGCUUCCGACCUGGUAGUUGAACUGGUCAUCAAGUCAGUACACUCGCCCAAUAUAUUCGUCGAGGCUGUAGAGUUGGGAAUUGCUUUGCUAGAGGGCGGCAACCCCAUUAUACAGAAGGGUAUGUUCCAAAAGUUCCUCAGCGACGACCUCAACCAGGCCUUUUUCAAAGUGUUCUUCGAGAAAAUGAAGGAUGCUCAACAGGAGAUCAAGUCCACCGUAACAGUCAAUACCACGGAUAUUGCGGCCAAGGCGCAUGAACACAAACAAGAUGGCAAUCUGGAGCUGGACAAGAUCUCUCGCAAGCAUGGCCUUAAGAGCAACGGUGUGGUUAUCACAGAAGAACUCAAGCGUGAACUGCACAAUGCUGGACUGGCGACUGCACGGGCGUACGGCAAUGCUAGAAACAUCCACUCCGGCGAAGAAAGUUCCGCGAUCAGUGUUAACAGUCCGCUGGAGGACAUUCUGGCCGAGAAGCUGGAAAAGCACAAGGACAGUCGGGAGCAGCGUAACCAGUUGUCCAACAAGGUGCUAGUGAUGCAGCCUAUUUUACGAUUUCUACAGCUGCUCUGCGAAAAUCACAAUCCUGACAUGCAGAAUCUGCUGAGAAACCAGAACAACAAGACGAACAACAACCUGGUAUCGGAGACGCUGAUGUUCUUGGACUGCAUUUGUGGCUCGACGACGGGUGGCCUGGGACUUCUAGGCCUGUACAUAAACGAGCACAAUGUUGCCCUGAUCAAUCAGACAUUGGAGGCCCUCACAGAGUACUGCCAGGGACCGUGUCACGAGAACCAGAACUGCAUAGCUACCCACGAGUCGAAUGGAUUGGACAUUAUUACGGCACUCAUACUAAACAACAUCAAUCCACUGGGAGAAAACCGCAUGGAUCUGGUUCUAGAGCUAAAGAACAAUGCCUCAAAGCUGCUUUUGGCCAUUAUGGAGAGCCGUGGUGACAGUGAGAAUGCUGAACGCAUUCUUUACAACAUGAAUCCCAAGCAACUUGUUGAGGUGGCCUGCAAAGCCUAUCACCAGGAGGAGCUAAUUGACGAACAGGACGAUGGAGAUGAGCCGGAUGCCGGGUCGGAUGAUGAUGAUGCCACCGUGAGUCCGCGAGAGGUGGGACACAACAUAUACAUCUUGUGCCACCAGCUGGCGCAGCACAACAAGGAGUUGGCCGGCCUGCUUAAGGCUUCUGAGGACCCUCAGUCCGCCAGCUUUGACGCCAAGACAAGUCAAGCCUUGAUGUACUAUGCCACACACACUGCCCAGAUUGAGAUUGUUCGCAACGACCGCACUUUGGAGCAGAUCGUUUUUCCCAUUCCCGAGAUCUGCGAAUACCUGACCACAGAUACAAAAAUCAAAAUCCUGAACACCGCAGAACGGGACGACCAGGGAUCCAAAGUGGCUGAUUUCUUUGACAAAGCAGAGGAAAUGUUCAACGAGAUGAAGUGGCAAAAGAAGCUUAGAAGUCAACCUUUACUAUUUUGGAUUAGCAGUUACAUGUCCCUUUGGAGCAAUAUACUCUUUAAUUGUGUGGUUGUUAUCAACAUGAUCGUGGCCUUCUUCUAUCCCUUUGAUAACACUGUGCCAGAGCUCAGUUCUCAUAUAUCAUUGUUGUUCUGGAUUAUAACGAUAUUCUCACUUGUGAUUGUGAUAACGUUGCCCCGAGAGUCUGGGAUUAGAACGUUUAUCGGGUCCGUAAUCCUACGUUUUAUCUUCCUAUUAGGACCGGAGUCCACACUUUGUUUACUGGGAGUAGUGACGGUUACUCUGAAAAGUGUUCACAUAGUGAGCAUAAUGGGCAACAAGGGCACUCUGGAAAAGCAGCUAAUUAAAAUUAUAACUGACUUCCAGUUACUUUACCACUGCAUUUACAUAGCAUUUUGCUUCUGUGGCCUGAUCUUUCAUCCCUUCUUCUAUUCAUUGCUGCUCUUUGAUGUGGUCUACCGGGAGGAGACGCUGGUCAAUGUAAUUCGUUCCGUGACGCGCAAUGGACGAUCCAUUGUUUUGACAGCUGUGCUCGCCCUGAUCCUGGUCUAUUUGUUCUCAAUCAUUGGCUACAUGUUUUUCAAGGAUGACUUUCUGGUUAGUGUGGACUUUGAGGAGCAGGACAAUCCAUCUUCUCCGACAGUCCCCUUGACUAUAUCAGUACCAGUAUCAGGAAAUGCAUGUCCUGCUCCAGAUGAACUGGGCAACUGCCCGGCAGGACAAGAUGUGGCGCCACAAAAUCCUGGUGGCGGUGAUGUAAAGGAACGGUCUUGCGACUCGCUAGUCAUGUGCAUAGUUACAACACUUAAUCAAGGCUUGCGAAAUGGCGGUGGUAUUGGCGAUAUACUCAGGGCACCUUCAAGCAAGGAGGGUUUGUUCGUGGCUCGCGUAAUCUACGACCUUCUUUUCUUCUUCAUUGUGAUUAUUAUUGUGUUGAACCUUAUAUUUGGUGUCAUUAUCGACACCUUUGCCGAUCUGAGAUCGGAGAAGCAGCAGAAAGAGGCCAUCCUUAAGACGACCUGCUUCAUCUGUUCUCUUAAUAGGUCGGCCUUUGACAACAAGACAGUUAGCUUCGAGGAGCACAUCAAGAGUGAGCACAAUAUGUGGCACUAUCUGUACUUCAUAGUGCUAGUAAAAGUGAAGGAUCCCACUGAGUUCACUGGACCUGAAAGCUAUGUGUAUGCCAUGGUCAAGGCAGGAAUCCUAGAGUGGUUCCCCCGGUUGCGCGCCAUGUCGCUGGCGGCUGUGGAUGCUGAUGGAGAGCAGAUUGAGUUGCGCAGCAUGCAAGCGCAGCUUCUGGACACGCAGAUGCUCAUAAAGAACCUAUCCACCCAACUGCAUGAACUUAAGGACCAUAUGACGGAACAGCGGAAACAGAAGCAACGGUUGGGAUUACUCAACACAACGGCACACAGCCUCCUUCCGUUCCAGUGAGGCUGUUAGAAUAGAAUGGAAAUUUAGGUUGACACUUAAUUUUGGCUAACAUUCCCUGUGCACGCGCGUAAAUGUGAACCCAAAAGUAUUGGCACUACUCGCCAUAAAACCUCUUCGUAACUCAUUCUCAAUGUAUUCACUGCGGGAGUGAUCAAGAUGCAUAAAACUACAAAAAUGUUUGAAAAUCCCAAGUAAAUACCAAUAAUCUUUCUGUAUUAGAUUCGAAUUCCAAAAACGACAAACAAAUUUGCUCAAAUAAUAUCCCUCAGGAUGAAAUUCUAAAAUUUUAACCAAUUGAGUACAGUUAUAUGUAGUGAACCCACUCAGAGAACUUAGGGCUGUUAACAUGUUAUUUAGUGGGCGUGUUAAGCAUUUUUCACAACCUGAAAUCUAUUCACCUUACCUCUCCUCGACAACUUUGUAAUACCUGAAGCUAGAACCUAGACCUAUGUAGUUAACUCAAAAAUGUUCGCAGAGCGACCACAAUACAAUUUUCAAAAAUGUUUUACGAUGUUUUAAAUUAAAUAUAUUAUUUAAUUGUUAAUACUGUAUGAAUAUAUGUUCAUAAGUUUCAAUGCAAGAAGAUUUCUACUUGAAAAAACUUAUUAUUGUGAUUACCCUUUUUUAUAUUGAUUCCGUUUUCAUUUGCGAAUGGUUUACUUAGUGCUCGAAACGAGUUGUGUUGGUUACAUUCAUUCUAAGCUAACAGUUAGAGUAUACACCCUAAGCGAAACUAUACUAUUGUUAAGUGAAACUUUAUAUCUUUACAUGUAAAAGGAAAUAUAUCUUUUAAAUAAAUACUAUCAAAUUA